Molecule: messenger RNA, 3529 nt
Organism: Gaeumannomyces tritici R3-111a-1
Lineage: Eukaryota; Fungi; Ascomycota; Sordariomycetes; Magnaporthales; Magnaporthaceae
Product: neutral alpha-glucosidase AB
Exons: 2
Coding region: 419-3388 (989 amino acids)
Biological process (GO): N-glycan processing; carbohydrate metabolic process
Cellular component (GO): glucosidase II complex
Molecular function (GO): alpha-glucosidase activity; carbohydrate binding
Source: RefSeq, a predicted model, not a curated record
GCCUGAAUGAAAAAAAAGAAAAAAAAGAGAGAGAAAUACUGAAGAUUGUAUUAUUCACUAGGUACCCUCUCUAUCUGUACCCAUUCCAGACCGAAUUCUGCCCUUUCCUGGACAUGCAUCCAUCGAGCAGCCCCUUCAAACGUCAUUGAGGUGCAAGACCCGCACUAACCUGAUUAGGCCAACAGUGCAGGGUUGUUUCUGGCCAGCUUGACCCUUGCGAGUCGGAGCAUGGCGGUCGCCCAGAAUUGCCGGCCAAAACCGACAACUGAGCUGGGCUUUUCCUCCUCCCCAGCACACUGGCCAUCUUGGAGCUGGCCGAUAGAGCGCCUGCCGCCUUUCUUUCUCGUUACCCCGCCUCUUUUCUUUCCAUUCUACUAGCGACGCCGAUCGACCUGGCGUCUGACGUGGUGUCGUCGCCAUGCGCCUCUCGGGCGGCACCUCGAGGAGCUGGACGGCCUCGCUCUGCCUCCUCUCCACCCUGACCUGCCUGUUCACCCCAGCUGUCAUGGUCAAAGAACACGACUUCAAAAAGUGCGAACAGUCGGGUUUCUGCAAACGCAACCGCGCCUACGCCGACACUGCCAUUGGUGCUGGAUCAUCAUGGGAAGCUCCCUACAAAGUGCUGGCCGACUCGGUCGCCUUCAAAGAUGGCCGCCUCGAGGCCAUCAUCCACAAGACGGUUGACCAGGACGGCAAGACGGUGCGCCUGCCCCUGACCGUCUCCUUCCUCAAGUCGGGCACCGCCAGGGUCACCGUCGACGAAGAGAGGCGCCUAAACAAGGACAUCGACCUCCGCCACAGCAGCACUGCCCGCAAGGAACGUUACAGCGAGGCCGAGAAUUUUGCCAUCGUCGGCGGGCUCGAGGUCGACGCCGCCGCCAAGGUCGCCUCAGAGGACAAGGGCCAGAUCACCAUCAAGUACGGACCCGACGCCAAAUUCGAGGCCUUCAUCAAGUUCGCCCCCUUCGGUAUCGACUUCAGGCGCGACGGCAACAGCCAGAUCAAGUUCAACGACCGCGGCCUGCUCAACAUGGAGCAUUGGCGGCCCAAGGUCGAAAAGGCCGAACAGCCUGCCGAGGGCUCUGAGGAGACCAAAGAGGGCGAGCAAAAGAAGGAAGAGGAGGAGCAGAAGCCCCAGGGCGAGGACGAGAGCACAUGGUGGGAGGAAACUUUCGGUGGCAACACCGACACCAAGCCUCGCGGCCCUGAGAGUAUCGCUAUGGACAUCUCCUUCGUUGGAUACGAGCACGUCUUUGGUAUCCCCUCGCACGCUGGCCCGCUUUCGCUCAAGGAGACACGCGGCGGUGAGGGCAACUACGAGGAGCCGUACCGGUUCUACAAUCUCGACGUGUUCGAGUACAUUCUCGACAGCCCCAUGAGCCUGUACGGCGCCAUCCCCUUCAUGCAGGCCCACCGCAAGGACUCGACCGUCGGCGUCUUCUGGCUCAACGCCGCCGAGACGUGGAUCGACAUCGUCAAGGCCAAGGCGGGAAAUAACCCGCUCGCUCUUGGCCUGGGCUCCAAGAAGAAUACGCAGACCCACUGGAUCUCGGAGAGUGGCCUGCUGGACGUCUUUGUCUUCCUGGGCCCUACGCCCCGUGACGUAGUCCAGAAGUACGGCGAGCUCACGGGAUUCACGGCCAUGCCACAGGAGUUCUCGAUCGGCUACCACCAGUGCCGCUGGAAUUACGUCUCGGACGACGACGUCAAGGAUGUAGACCGGAAGAUGGAUAAGUUCCACAUCCCCUACGACGUCAUCUGGCUGGACAUCGAGUACACGGAUGGCAAGAAGUACUUUACGUGGGACAAGGACAUGUUUAAGGACCCGGCCGCCAUGUGCAAGCACCUCGAUGCCCACGGCCGGAAGCUCGUCACCAUCAUCGACCCGCACAUCAAGAACGAGGCCGGCUACCGGGUUGUUGAAGAGCUCAAGUCCAAGGACCUGGCGGUCAAGACCAAGGACGGGAGCAUCUUUGAGGGCUGGUGCUGGCCCGGGUCGUCGCACUACAUUGACGCCUUCAACCCCAAGGCGGUGGACUGGUGGAAGGAGCAGUUCAAGUACUCGUCGUUUGAGGGCACGGCCGAGAACACGUUCAUCUGGAACGACAUGAACGAGCCCUCCGUCUUCAACGGACCCGAGGUGUCGAUGCCCAAGGACAACCUGCACCACGGUGGCUGGGAGCACCGCGAUAUUCACAACCUGAACGGCAUGACGUUCCACAACGCCACGUACCAGGCCCUGCUUAGCCGCAAGGCCGGCGAGCUGCGGCGCCCGUUUGUUCUGACGCGCUCCUUCUUCGCCGGAUCGCAGCGACUCGGUGCCAUGUGGACCGGCGACAACCAGGCCUCGUGGGAGCAUCUGGGAGCUUCGGCUUCCAUGCUUCUCUCGCAGGGCAUUGCUGGAUUCCCCUUCUCGGGGGCUGACGUCGGGGGUUUCUUUGGUAACCCGGACAUGGACCUGCUCACGCGCUGGUACCAGGCCGGCGCAUUCUACCCCUUCUUCCGCGGCCACGCGCACAUUGACGCACGGCGCCGCGAGCCCUACCUGGCCGGAGACCCGUACACCCCAAUCAUCACGGCGGCGCUGCGCCUGCGCUACAGCCUCCUCCCCUCGUGGUACACGGCCUUCCGCCAGGCCCAUAUCGAGGGCGUGCCCAUCAUCCGGCCCAUGUUCUACACCAACCCCACCGAGGAGAGCGGAUUCGCGGUCGAUGACCAGUUCUUUGUCGGUGAGACAGGACUGCUGCACAAGCCCGUGGUGGAGAAGGACAAGGAGUCGGUCGAUAUGUACAUCCCCGAUGACGAGGUCUACUACGACUACUUCACGUACGAUGUGCCGCAGACUCACAAGGGAAAAAAGACGACACUGGCGGCCCCGCUCGACAAGAUCCCGCUCCUGAUGCGUGGUGGUCACGUUUUUGCUCGCAGGGACAUCCCCCGGCGUUCUAGCGCCCUGAUGCGUUUCGACCCGUACACACUAGUGAUCACCUACCCCAAGGCCGGCGGCCGCGCCGAGGGAAUCCUGUAUGUGGACGACGGCGACUCGUUUGACUACGAGCAGGGACAGUACGUGCACAGGCGGUUCGCUCUCGAGGGGGCGACGCUGAGAUCGGCCGAUGCCGAGGGCCGCGACGCCGAGACGUUGAGCAAGAUCAAGCCGGGGGCGUGGCUCAAGGCCUUUGGCGACGUGGCUGUCGACAAGAUCAUUGUCGUUGGGCUGCCGGCCAAGCAGGUGGCCAAGAAGCAGGCUACCCUCGAGUCUGCGACAGGGGAGAAGACUACUGUGGCGAUCGAGUACACGCCAGCGGCGGGUACCAAGGCAGGCUACGCUGUGGUGCGCGGCGUCGGUGCCAAGGUGGCCCAGGACUGGAAGAUCACUUUUGCCUAGAAAAGUCACGUCUCGAAAGCAUGUAAAAGGUAUUGUGGGAUUUCACUGCCAGUACCAGAAGUCCCGACAGGCGAUUAGGAUACAAGAGAAAUCAAUGUUUGAACUUUAUCCUGGCAUAUAAUAAAUACGCCCUGAACACUG